AUGCUUUCCAGAGGUCUUCGGGCAGUCUCUCGACGGGCUGCGCCCAUCGCUCAGGCCGUCCGCCCAACUAUUAUCGCCCCUCGCCAGCUCGCCAUCGCCACGGCUCCCUCGGCUAAGCGCCUCUAUCACGAGAAGGUCUUGGACCACUACUCACGCCCCCGUAAUGUCGGUUCCAUGAACAAGAAGGAUCUCGAUGUCGGCACUGGACUUGUCGGCGCCCCAGCAUGCGGCGACGUGAUGAAGCUGCAGAUUCGGGUUGACCCCGAGACCAACAAGAUCUCCGAUGUCAAGUUCAAGACCUUCGGAUGCGGUUCCGCCAUCGCCAGCAGCAGCUACCUGACGGAGCUUGUCCGGGGCAUGAGCCUGGACGAUGCCAGCAAGGUCAAGAACACUGAGAUUGCCAAGGAGCUCUGCCUGCCACCUGUCAAGCUGCACUGCUCCAUGCUUGCGGAGGACGCCAUCAAGUCUGCCAUCUCUGACUACUACACCAAGAACCCAAAGGCCCGGUCGACCAACCUGGGCGGCACUGAGAUGAAGAUCCCCGUUGCCGAUGUCAUGCCGGAGGCCGCUGCCGCUUAA
Messenger RNA from Clonostachys rhizophaga, 579 nucleotides. The record is from the annotation of a GenBank genome assembly. Lineage: Eukaryota; Fungi; Ascomycota; Sordariomycetes; Hypocreales; Bionectriaceae.